UUAUUCUGUUUUAUUCACUUUAAUCAACUGCUCAGGGAUUUGUGGAUCUUCCAGUAUGCAGAAAUAUUUUAAUAAUAAUAACAAUAUGAACAAUAAACAUUAAUAAAAGCUUUUUCUCCCCGAGAAAUGUCACUGCAGGGCUCCAUAAUGCUGUCGGGAAUAUAAAUACAGUCUAUUAUUAAAAGGUUAAAGUGAAGUACAGUGGUUCCUGUGAAUGUUAAGGUUCCGCGUGGUGUAAUUUAUUUCAGAACUUCCACAACAGCUGGACUGAUGCUGAAGAUUCCCGAUGAUCAAAAAAAUGUUGGGAAAUAAAUAAAGGCUUAAGGUAAGAGCGCGCGCGCGCGCUCACGCGCCUGGUCAGUACGAUUUCGGAACCGGAAAUAGAUCUGUCGCGAGAGUAAAUCAAGUUUUAGUGCAGACUGGGUCAGUGUGUCGGUGUGUUUAGUGUGCUAGUUCUGUCCUGAAGGUCAGACACACACCACCGUCCACUCCCUCCCUCCCUCCGGCGCGGUCACGUGGAUUGCGACAGUUUCGAUUACUGACGUUUGGUCAUCGGACGCCUCGCGCUGUUUACUUCUAAAGUUAACGCGUGAAUAUGAGGCACGGACUCGGAGGAAUCUCUGGACGAGUCAGAUCCGUGUUGUUCUCUGUGAUUUCCGCCGGCUGACCGAUCUACAAGUAUGAUCAUGAUUGGAGAUUUUUGGGGUGUCCGUGAAGAGAUCCUGGCUACAGAAGGUAAAGACCACUGGACCUUAACCGAACUGCGCGUUAUGUUUACUAUCGCGUUCACGCUGCACGCGGGCUGAGUCACUGGAUACGUCACUGACCCCCAGACUGCACGAGCCAGCAGACUGACCCGAUCAGCUCCUACUGAAGGUGUUUUCUAUAUUUAUAUACAUGCAGUAGGAUAAUAUACAGCUAGAAUAACAUCAUGAUCGGAUCUCCAGACCUACUGGCUUUCACAACAGAGACUGAUUUCCCGGAACAAUCCACAGAAUCUCUUGGACUUCCAGCAGAUCUGUCCAUUCCUCUUUAUCCACACUCAGAGGAUUCCUCGCCAUGGUCAUCCGGCGUUAGCUUCGAUCAGGAUUUCAUUCUCAUAGCAGAGUUUUCUGAGCAGGUGGGUCCCCAGCCGAUACUGACCAUUCCAGACGAGAACAAGGCAUGUGGCUCGUUUGACCUCAACAACUUCUCGCUCAGGAUCAUGUCGGUGGACUAUCAGACGGCGUUCGCCGGCCCUGCAGGUUGUGCACAUGCUAAACUGAACUUUGUAGAAGACUCCAAGGUGGUGCUGGGGGAUUCUAGAGAAGGAGCCUAUGCCUACGUGCACCAUUUAACGCUGUAUGACCUGGAAGCCCGGGGCUUCGUCCGACCGUUCUGCAUGGCCUACGUGUCGUCCGAAGAGGAAAAAAUCAUGCAUUGUUUUCGGGAACUGUCUGCAGAGUUCUCCAAAGCUUCUGAGUUUCUGAAGACUGGAAACAGGAAGAACUUUGCCAACGAAGUGGACAAGAAACUCUCUGACUUGGAAUAUACCAGAUUAAUACUGCUGAGGGAGAUGAACAGAGAUCGGCUAAGAAAACUACAAGUUGAAGAAAGGAAGGGAACAGAAACGACGAGUGGAGCUACAAGGGAAAAGGAAGAUAACAGUAACAGUGGAAUGCUGCUGACCACAAAAGAAGAGGAACUGAAAGAGAAAGAAAGAUGUGGACUGUCGUUUAUGGAAGCUGAUCAGAACAAAAGCAUGACAGGAACUGAUGAAAGGGGAAAUGAACCAGAAUGUGACUCGGUUGUUGUGAACAAUCACGAGGUAAAAAACAGAUCAGAUAAAGAUCAGGGAUCUGAGCAGCCCAAGGAACCAAAAGAAGGUCAAAGUGCAAGGUGUCAGUCCAUCAUAUGGGCUAAUAAAGCGGAUGAGUUGGCUCAUGUGGAAAAAGCCAUCCAGGAACACAGAAGUCUUUUAAAACAAAUCACCUCCUACCCAAACAGGAAGCUCAGAGACCCACAGUUCUUGCCAUACGACUCGGACGACACCUUUCAUUCUCUGGACUCUGAUCUGGACCCCAACACUCUGUAUUCCCAGAGCCCAGAGUCAGUGGGGGAAUGCACCGACUGGUCACAUGCACCUUCACACACUCCACAGCUGGUGAGCUUGAGCGCGUCUCGUCAGUUUGACAAGCGUCUGAAGAAUCUGGACGAGUUGUGUGACCGCUACUUCCUGCAGCAGGCACUGAAACAGCUCCGGUCGGCCGAGAGGACUUUCCGUGGUGACCGUAGCCGCCUCCUCUCACAGCAGCACACUCAAACCUUACUCCGUCACCUGAAGUCCACGAAUUUCCUGUUUGAAGAUGCGUCUGACCUGGAGGCAGAGACGGGUCAGCAGUUAUCCAGACUACGACCUCGGUCAGCACCGUUUCCUCCCGUUUCUCCACUACAGAGCGAACCUGUGAGUCUAGACUCUUACACCUCAUGUGUGGAAAUGGUUCCAAUCAGGCUUGAGCUCCACAAAAAUGGACCUGACUCUGUUCCCACCUCACCCUGUGAUGAACCUCCUCUGACACCGAACUUCUCAAACGAAGGCAACUGCAAGAAUGAGGAAGUUCCUGUGCAGAUGAAGGAUAGCAUAAGCAGUGGAGAGAGUAUUGAGGUGUUAGGAACGGAGAAGUCCUUUAGAUCUCAAGCACCCAUUUAUGCCAUGGAAACCCACGGAGUUCCGCAGAGACCAACGGCGUGUCCUGCAGCCACUUUUGAGGGACGAAGAAGGACAGUAGUCACUCGACGGGCAAACAGUGAGGAUAGCAUCGAGGUGCUUAGCACUACAGAUUCGAUCAUACCGGAUGAUCUGAGGGCCUCAUGCCCUUCUGCCAUCUAUGAGGAAACCCCAGAGCGUGAUGGAGAAGAGGAUGAUGACCGCAUGCACAGUUCUGAUGAUGUUUUGGUUCAAUGCAAAGAAAAACAGCAGAAAUGCCAGAGCUCCCCUAGCACCCCGACUAUAGUCAUAAACCCAGCAGAUCCCCACAUGAGACUGGACUUGUCCACUUUUGCUGCUCAUUCUCCUCUGAGUGACCAAGGCUCUCUCCAAGACAGACCUUUCCUAUUUACACCAGACGAGCUCUCAGACUGCACCAGUUACCGUAGCCUCGGCUCCACAGGCUCUACACUGUCUCUUGAUUUCCGUGGUGGAAAAAGUACAGCCGGGAGUCGGAGACAACGUGCCAGGACGGGACGAGCCGCUCUGAAUUUCCUGCGCCAGUUUCCGUUCGCUCUGCACGCCGUGUACAGCCUGCUGAUUGGCAGAACAGUGGUGGUACUGGGCAGUGAGGAAAGAGCGGUCAGACUGUUGGUCACAGCACUGAGCAUGUAUACUCCUCAUCUGGAGAGGUGCAGAGGAAACAUCCAGCCCUGGACAUCCAGCCCUUUGCAGAUUACUGACCUGCUCACCUGGAAACUCGUCGGCUAUAACAGAUCGGCUUUUCCAUCAUCUCCCAGCAUGCCUCCUUUCCUAGUUCGCUUCAGCCGGUACCUCAGUGUUCUGGAUGUGGACCAGAAGAUCUUACGCUGCCCGGCUUAUAAAGGUUCUCUGAUUUGUCCAUUGGUGGACGCGAGGACUCACAGCAUGCGUGGCACCACCUACUUCCUGUAUGUACAGAGUAUAAUGAGCCAGCUUGUGUCCAGAGCGUUCUUUUUAACAUUCUCUCACGAGCUCCGGCGUCCGGGUGACCCGAGCAUGGCGGUCAGGCCCGAGCACGUCUUCGGAGGUUUCCAUAACGAUGAUCUGAAGAUCCUCCGCUAUCUUUCGGAUCUCAUCACGCAGCACGUGACAGGAACCGCGCCUGUGGUCCUGCGAUUCAGCUACACCGCUAGCACAGUUUUCAAAAUCUGACACUGAAAAAGACUAAACACUGUUACCGCUGCUAACCUAGCUUAGCAAAGUUAUUUGAAGUGUAUUUAUUUAUUACUUUUUAGACUGUUGAACCUCAAUAAUGCAAAAAAACAAAACAUGAAGUCCAAUCUUUAUUCUGGAUUCUGCAGGGUGUGUAGUAUUUUAUCGUGACAUUUAAAAAGUUCUAGCGGUCACCUAAUUUGUCAGUGGUCACUUUACUGCUGUUCUAAAUAAUUAGGACAGUGGUCAGAUUUGCUGGACCGUAUCCUGCCCCACUUUUUCUCAGUCCAGCGGAUCAGCACGGUAAUCUCAGUGUACGUAACAGAGCUCAGUGAAAUGACCAACAACUGUAACUGGAGUAAUCCUAAAAUCCCCAAAUCCACAGAUCCCUGUGAUUAUUUUAUUGACCGCCAGAACUGAUGGACGUGUGCACUGAUGGUGGUGUCACGUUGCAGCUUUUAUUAUACUUGAGAAUUUUUAAGGUAUUGCAUAACGUUUGGAGAGAAUUCACUGAAGAAGCGUCACACCACUCAGGGGAACUGAAAUACUACUUCAACUUGAAGAACCUGCUUGAGGUUAUUAGGAACACCUUGUACACCUGUUACUUCCUGCAAAUAUCCAAUCAGCCAAUCACAUGGCAGCAGAGCGACGCGUGAAACCAUGUGGACGUGUCUGAUGUUUCUCUGCUCGGGUUUUGGAGGCUAAUAGGAGUGCUCUGGUCUUGUAUCUGCUCCAGGCUUGGGCACAUCAUGUGAGGAGAUGCUCUUCAACUCAGCACGGCUAUAAAGAGUCGCUGUAGCCUUCUGGUCAGCUCGGUCCAGUCGACCCAUUCUCUUAUAGUCCUGUAUGUAAAAAUCCCAGGUGGAUCAGCAGUUUCUGAAACACUCAAAUCGCACAGAUCACACUUUAUUCCACCUGAAUGAGGAUUUUUUAUUGUGCUGCUGCUACGUGAUUGGCUGAUUGGAGACCUGCACUAACGAGCACAUGUACACAAGGUGUAGUGUUACUGUUAGACUGUUAGAGUGUAAAUCGUCUCAUUAAACUGAACAGAUGUUCAAUUUUAGAGAAAAUAGUGAUGACAGGAAAUACAAGCGGAUCUGUCUGUCUGUCUGCUUUUAAUCUACAUCUCAGCACAGGAAUGUUUUCCUCAUAUGUAAAUAACAGCGGUGUGUAAAGCAGGUCAGAGUGACAGUCCGAACAAAUGGGAAAGAACUUUUUUUUGUUUUUUUUAUGAAACUAUGAAAGCUUAUUUAAAUAAAAAGAGUGCCUUGUUUUUAAUGCU
This is a messenger RNA of Hemibagrus wyckioides, 5162 nucleotides long. It is a transcript of the gene smcr8b, whose product is annotated as Smith-Magenis syndrome chromosome region, candidate 8b. The coding region runs from base 932 to 3880 and encodes 982 amino acids. Gene Ontology annotation, cellular component: guanyl-nucleotide exchange factor complex. NCBI's taxonomy places the organism in Eukaryota, Metazoa, Chordata, Actinopteri, Siluriformes, Bagridae. The transcript is spliced from 2 exons. Gene Ontology annotation, molecular function: GTPase activator activity. The record is from RefSeq and is a predicted model, not a curated record.